This is a messenger RNA of Anarrhichthys ocellatus (wolf-eel), 1931 nucleotides long. It is a transcript of the gene cnih4, whose product is annotated as cornichon family member 4. NCBI's taxonomy places the organism in Eukaryota, Metazoa, Chordata, Actinopteri, Perciformes, Anarhichadidae. The transcript has 5 exons. The record is from RefSeq and is a predicted model, not a curated record. The coding region runs from base 22 to 441 and encodes 139 amino acids. Gene Ontology annotation, biological process: vesicle-mediated transport.
AUCACUAACGGAAGAAGAAAAAUGGAGGCGGCAGUGUUCAUUCUGUCACUUGUGGACUGCUGUGCACUGAUUUUCCUCUCGGUGUACUUUAUUAUCACCCUGUCUGAUCUAGAAUGUGACUACAUCAAUGCUAGAGCCUGCUGCGCCAAGCUAAACAGAUGGGUAAUUCCAGAGAUGGUUGGCCAGUGUCUCACCACUAUGCUGAUGUUGGUCUCCAUGCACUGGUUCAUUUUUGUCCUCAACCUGCCUGUAGCAGCCUGGAACAUUUAUAGGUAUGCGAAGGUUCCGAUGGGAAACAUGGGCGUGUUUGACCCCACUGAGAUCCAUAACCGAGGUCAGCUCAAGUCCCACAUGAAGGAGGCCAUGAUUAAACUGGGUUACCACCUGCUCUGCUUCUUCAUUUAUUUGUAUAGCAUGAUCCUGGCUCUGAUCAAUGACUGAAGCACCCAGCGAGCUGCAGGAUUCCAUAGUCCAGGCUUUGCCAUCACCCCCCCCACACCCUGCUCCUCUACUGUAUGCAUACAAUCUUUACCAACAGCAGAGAGAAGAAGUUUACUGUCACUGAGGUCUUACUGAGCUCCAAACUGUUAUUUGUGUUGUCAGAAUCGCAGAGUUUUCACUUUCAUACUGAGGUUGACAUUUAACCAUUUAGCACUUCGGCACCAUCAUGCAAACAUCUCCUACAACACGCGCUGUGUGUUAUUGUGAAGGGGAUAAGUAAUAACCUCUAUAUGCAAUAGUGAGUAAAAACAACACCGACAUAGUGGCUGUAAGAAAUAUUAGACAUUUUCACCGUAAAGUGAGCCAGACUUCCUCCUAGAGCAGAGAGAACUAGAACAACACUGAGUAAUAUUUCUCUGUCCAUCUGAACAUACGGUGGAAGUCUUGAGUGUGUUGUUCCACCAAAGCCACAUUUGGAAAAAUGCCAAUGGUGCUUGAACCUCAAAACUAAUGAUGUGUUGUGGCCAGUACUGGGACCUGCUGUGGUGUUCAGCUGAAGCGGUACUCAACAUAUGUAACUCAUUGGAGUCACUGUUCAUACCAGUCUGUGACCUCCAGAGACUGUUCAGUAUAUACUUCACCAACAAUCAUUCCACGAGGUCACAUGUCCUCCCCAUUCUGGGUUUGGGCCAUUAACGUCAUUUUAUAGCACCUUUCAAAAACCAACGUGCAAAGUGUUUUACAGUGAAAGAGUACAGCAACAAAGAAUUAAAAGUCAAUAUAAUCCAAAACAUAAAAGACAAAAUGAACUACCAUCUGGUGAGAAAGAGCCAUGAGCUCAAAGAGUGUACAGUGUGUCAGACAACCCUCUCCUCCUGAAGCGUACCAACAUGUUGGCUGUGUGCUGUUGCUCUGCUCACGCUGGACAUACCAAGCGAUCCUCUCUUCAAUCGGGAUACGUCCAUCUACAGUCACCUGCUGGUGGAUGUGGUGCUUUUGUUCCGUCUAGUCCAAUGCUCCAUUUUUCUGAACUUCUUUAGUUCACAUCAUAUUUGGUCAAAGUAUCAAAAGUUUUCAAAAUGAAAUGCUGAGAUGGGAGGUUUCUGAUGGUGUUGAAGUGUUGUUAUCAGUAAGGCCACAGCUCAGCCCAUGAUGUCAGGAGGAGGCUCACAGACCUCAGUCAUGCACUGAUGGUGUGUUUACUGAAUGACCUUUGCAUUGAACACAUACUGUAUGUCAAAGUGAGACAGACCCCAGAUCAGCAUGUGUGUCAGUGUUGCUCUGGGACCACAGAGGUGUGCAUGUGCUCUUUAUUUGGUUGUGUAGACAGAGCAGUCACAGCUGCUCUGUAUUGUGUGCAGGUACUCUGGAGCCAUUUCUCUCUUCAGUGGGGGUCAACAAGUUCAUGUCUGAUUCACAUUUAACUGUCUUAUGCGGUGUGGGGUUUUUGGAGGGGGAUGUGAUGUUUCAUAAAUAAAAAUGAAAGACAA